AAUGUUAGUUUUCAGAUUGUUGCAUAUUGGCACAAUCUGUAACAAUUCAUUGUAUGAAUGCAUAUUCUCUUUAGUAUUCUUAGUUUUUGAAAAUUUAUUAACUACACAAAUACCUUUUUCCAAUUAUGUUCUAUAAUAAUAAUUAUUCCCCUUAAAGAUGUUAAAAGCACCGUAAUGUGUGUAUGACUCUGUGUCUUUAUCUGAUUUAUCGUUGUACACACUGCUGCUCGCGAAGCGAACCAUAAACAUGUCAGUCUGACUAAACUGGUCAACCAAUCGCAAUAGAAAAAAAGUCAAUUUGCUAAUAAACGUAAUUUUCUUUAAUCGGCUGAGGUUAAACUGAAUUGAUUCGAGAUUAUAGAAUUUAAUUCUUGAAUAGUAGUCACCACUCCACACCAGUCGUUUGCCUACCACCAAAACACGUCGAAGAAGAACUGAUUGCGGAAAUCAACCCGGAAGUAAAUAAACCAACGUGUCGGUGUAGAAAAAUGUCGACCAAUAGUGCAGAGAAAAGACCUGAACCUGCGUCCUCUCAGUUCGGGGACCAGAUUCCCUGGAAGAAAAGGAAAGCAGAACUAAAGGAAAAACACAAGCAGUGGAAAAAUGCUAAACUCAUCAAACGGUUGGAGAAACAGAAACAGCAAGAGACUGCAGAAAGAGCGGAGCAGGAGGAAAGCCAGAGUAAAAAAGGUCGAGCUUACACGGUGAGUGUGGCCCUUCCGGGCUCCAUCCUGGACAACGCUCAGUCCCCUGAGCUCCGGACGUACCUGGCGGGACAGAUCGCCCGAGCCUGCGUAGUGUUCAACGUCGACGAGAUCGUCGUGUUCGACGAGCAGGGGGAAGAUGUCAAGACUGUCAAAGGAGAAUUCAAAGGUGUUGGAAAGAAGGGCCAUGCAUGUAUUCAGCUUGCCAGAAUACUUCAGUACAUGGAGUGUCCGCAGUAUUUGCGCAAGUGGUUCUUCCCAGUGCACAAAGACUUACAAUAUGCAGGUUUGCUUAAUCCUCUGGACAGCCCUCACCACAUGAGGAUAGACGAAGAGUCAGCGUACCGGGAAGGAAGAGUCCUCAACAAGCCGCCAAAACAAGGAAAGGGUUCAUUGGUGAACUGUGGAAUGAGGAAGGACGUGCGGAUUGAUAAACAACUUCAGCCAGAUCUGCGAGUUACAGUGAAACUUACUAAGACACAGAAUCAAGAAAGCAGACUUUAUAAAGGCAUCGUCGUGGCGCCUCAUGUUCCCAGAACAGAAGGUGGUCUCUACUGGGGGUACUCGGUCCGCCUGGCAUCCUGCCUGAGUUCAGUUUUCACCGAGAGUCCUUUUAAAGAAGGGUAUGACCUGACAGUGGGCACCUCAGAGAGAGGCAGCAGCGUGGACCAAGUCACUCUGUCACCAUUCAAGCACCUUUUGGUGGUUUUUGGAGGUCUUCAGGGUUUGGAAGCCAGCCUGGAUGCAGACCAAAACCUGGAUGUGACCGACCCCAGCAUCUUGUUUGAUCUCUACCUUAACACAUGUCCAGAUCAGGGCAGCAGAACCAUCAGAACAGAGGAAGCUAUUCUAAUCUCCAUGGCGGCACUGAGACAGAAGAUCACAACUGCUUUUUCAGAAGAUUCCAGUAGUUUGUGAAAAAUACUGUAAACAUAUCUGUGUGUACCAAAUCCGUGAAUUACCUUCUGUAAAUAGACAUCAACUUAGUUGACCUGUCUGAA
This is a messenger RNA of Poeciliopsis prolifica (blackstripe livebearer), 1705 nucleotides long. It is a transcript of the gene spout1, whose product is annotated as SPOUT domain containing methyltransferase 1. Gene Ontology annotation, molecular function: miRNA binding. Gene Ontology annotation, cellular component: spindle pole centrosome; mitotic spindle; kinetochore. The record is from RefSeq and is a predicted model, not a curated record. The transcript is spliced from 12 exons. Gene Ontology annotation, biological process: miRNA processing; maintenance of centrosome location. The coding region runs from base 489 to 1622 and encodes 377 amino acids. NCBI's taxonomy places the organism in Eukaryota, Metazoa, Chordata, Actinopteri, Cyprinodontiformes, Poeciliidae.